Messenger RNA from Cuscuta epithymum, 4235 nucleotides. The record is from the annotation of a GenBank genome assembly. NCBI's taxonomy places the organism in Eukaryota, Viridiplantae, Streptophyta, Magnoliopsida, Solanales, Convolvulaceae.
GUUAGGUUGGACUAUGAAGCCCCAAAGUCCUCAGCAAGUGAGUCCUGACAAGAGCACAUGACCAUGCAGACAGAUUUAGACCCACCCCACAUGGAAGUGUGACGAAAGGCCUGCAAGACAUCUGCCCCUUCAACCGCUCUCUCUUCUCCCUCUCUCUUCUUCAUUCCCCUCUCAUCAUAAUAUUGCAGUUACACUAGUAGUAGUUUUAUCAUCUUCCCUAACUCCUCACACUUACAUCCUCUAGUUGCUCUUCAACUUGUACCUUCCCUCAUUUUCUUGUACUUUUGUGGCAAUAUCUUGUGUUUUGGAUUUUCCUUGUUGCAUUUUCUUCUUGGGUAGAUCUGUAUUGGUUUUUUACUUCCUUCAGAGCAGGUUGUAAUGGGUUUUAACUGAUUCUUGCUAGCAUUGAGUUUUGUGAAGGUUCGGUGUAUAUGUCCUCUGUAUAUCGGAAAAAGACAAGAUUUUGUUACCUGGGCAUCUUCAGUAUCUGCGCCUGUUCAUAAAUGGUUGAGUGCAGAUGAAAAAUUGGGCAAAUUUUUGGAAGGAACUUUUAUUAGAUGGGAGAGAGCUCACAGUUUAGCGUUGGGAUGGGGGGUGGGUGGGUGGGGUGGGGGUGCUUAUUGGAAACUUGAGCAAAUUUUUAGGUUUUGGUGCAAAUCUUGAAUCUUUUCUAAAGCCGAGCUGUGAAGGGUUCUUCAACAAAGGUCUGCUCAAGAUUGAGUGAUUAUGUGCUGCUGGUUAAAUUUUUAUAUAGAUGAGGAGGUUUCUUAUUGUAAAUCUUUUGGGCUUCGAUAGAAGGGGCCAUUUCGAUUUUCCUGAUAUUUGAAGGGAAAGAGGGCGAAAAUAGAACUAAGAUACUGAGGUUUGUGCAAGCAUUAGACUACCUGGAGCCUGGGGAGAAACAGUAACGUUUAUGUGGUUUUGAGUAUUAUAGUUCUUGUUUAGUGGUGGGACUUCAAAUCUAAAGAUUUGUGUUUCUGAAGAAAAGGGAGCAAAUAUGGCUGCAAAGCUUUUGCAUUCUUUGACAGACGACAGCCCGGAUUUGAGAAAGCAGAUUGGCUGUAUGACUGGGAUCUUUCAAAUAUUUGAUCGUCCACAUAUGAUGGCAGGAGGAAGGCGCUUGGUUGGCAACAGCCCCAAAAGAUUGGUUUCUGGUAGUUCUCACUUCAAUGAUGAAACAUCUGGAUAUGGGACGAGCAGUAUCUACCACCAGAAACCAACAACAGUGGAAAAUAAUCAAACACAUAAAAACAUACCCGAAAAACAAAGGUUCUCCACAGAAUCAUCAAGACCUUCAUUCUCAUCCUCAUCUCGCUCCUCUUCAUUUUCUUCUCUUGAUUGCAAUAGAGCUCAGCAAGAGCCUGUGGCCUUCGAUCGCGUCAUGUUUCCAGAAACUCCUUCAAGAGACCCGACAAAGAACAAGCUCAAAACAUCUCAACUGUAUGGCAGACAAACCCUUGAUAUUCGAGAUGUGGUCAAGGAAUCCAUGAACAGAGAAGCACAGGUAAAACCCACACUCAGAGAGAAGGUAGCUGAAUCUAUUGUGAAGCUCAACAAUGAUUCUCCAACCCCUCUUGAUCUUAAAGAAUCUCUUAGAGUUCUUGCCAAACUUCGAGAAGCUCCUUGGUACCAUGGUGAACCUAAACAACUCUCAAGAUCACCCUCCGUUUCAACUGACGUUCCUCGGUUCUCCUAUGAUGGGAAGGAAACACAUCAACUAUCAUUUGAAUCACGUGACGUAUCUAAAUCUGCAUUGAAGCAGAUGCCAAGGCUUUCGCUAGACGGUCGAGAGAGUCCGAUUCAAAGCUUUCACUCCGACUCAAAAUCCAACUUUGGGUCAAAAUCUUCCCGGCAGACUCUUGCUCGUCCUCCCAGUGUUGUAGCAAAGCUAAUGGGAUUGGAAAUGCUUCCGGAUUCUUCUACAAAUGAUUUUCAGUUCGAUGAUUCACUCCCUCUCUCAAAGCCGAUAUCACAAGUAGGUGAUCCAGUUCCUUGUUGGAGAAAACCUGAUUCAACUGUGAAGCCUAUAUCUAGAUUUCCUGUUCAACCGGCACCAUGGAGGCACGUUGACAAUACAAGCUCAUUUCCUUCAGUUUACAGUGAGAUAGAGAAUAGAUUUAAGGAUCUUAAGUUUACUGAAUCAGGGAAGGAUCUAAGAGCUCUUAAGCAGAUACUGGAAACAAUGCAGGCAAAGGGACUCCUCGAGAACCAAAAAGUCCAGGACUCAAAGUUGCCGACAUGUCAAAAGGAGCAAAGAAUAAGGGGUUCGAAUUCAUUAAGGCAGUAUGAGUCCCCAAUUGUCAUCAUGAAGCCAGCUAAACUUCUAGAACAAUCAAGGGUUCCACUUGAUGGUGGCUUGUCCCCUUCCUCCAAAGGCUUCCGUCGUAGAAAGGGAGAUGUUGGUACAGAAUCUACAGCCAAACAUCAGAAUACAUUCCAAAGAGUGAAUGUGAUCAAUACAUUCGAUUCAAAAACUAACAGUAGAACUUCAAAAUCUCCAGCAAGGUCCAAAGAAAGCAUCACCUCUGUGUCAGCAAAGAACACAGGACACAUCAGCCCUAGACUGCAACAGAGGAGAAUUGAGUUGGAGAAACGGUCUAGGCCACCCUCACCUCCUGAUUCUAACAGAUUGAGAAAACAACUAGUCAAGCAUCCAGUGGAGUCAAAUUCUCCCGGUGGAAGACGGAGAUCAAAGAUUUCCAAUAUCCUGACAAACGAUGACCUAUUGAGUGAGAAUGAAAUCUCAAAUAGGUCGAAUGGGAGUGUUAUAUCAGACUCAAAAGAAGAUGCGGAAGUCAGUAGUUCUUUAGUGUCUUUUAAGGAAAGAAGCAUACACAGUCCACCUACAGAAUCUGCUGAGUCCUUAAUAUCUCAACGCAUGGAUAGGAGUUCAUCUGUGCUCGCUGAAGAUGGAUCAUUGACUACAAUGGUCGUCCCAGAAUACCCGAGUCCAGUUUCUGUCCUUGACAAGCUUGUGUAUGCAGAUGAAUCUCCCCUAUCUGGGAAGCGUGCUCCUCAAAUCCUAGAUGAUAAUAAUAGAUACAAGAAUCAAGAAAGAGUCUAUGGUGUAGCAUUGUGUAAUUCAUCAUCAGAUGAUGCUUUCUACGACGGCACGUGUUUUGAUAUCGCACAGGAGUUCAACAGAAAGAAACUACAAAACAUAGAAAACCUUGUUCAGAAGCUCACAAGGUUGAAUUCUAGUCAUGAUGAAGGCAGCACAGAUUACAUUGCAUCUCUCUGUGAGAACACCUCUCCAACUCAGGAUCACAGAUACGUUUCUGAAAUUUUAUUAGCUUCGGGCCUUCUCCUCAGAGACAUGGGCUCAAGUAUAACAGUGUUCCAGUUCCAUCACUCCGGCCUCCCGAUAAACCCGGAAUUGUUUUUGGUUCUCGAGCAAACCAAGAACGAAAAUAUCAUUGAAUCUAUGAAGUGUGUAGGGAAAAACCACCGCAAGCUUGUCUUUGACCUUGUCAAUGAAAUCCUUGCUUCAAAACUGGCUUUUCUCGGGGCAUUUUCGGAGCCCUGGUUGAAGAAACACAAAAAGUUGCCAACAAAAGGUUUGGAUGCGCAGAAACUACUUAGGGAGGUGUGCAUGGAAAUAGAACACUGGUUUCAAAAUCGGCCAUCCAAAUGUGAUGCUGAAGACGUGGUGAACAAGUCAGAGGGCUUGACUGAGUUUGACCAAGAGGUAUCGGCUAUCGUGCUUGACGUGGAGCGUUUGGUUUUCAAGGAUUUAGUUAGCGAAUUAGUGAGAGGUGAGGGUGAUUGCUUCUUGGGAACCAUUAAACCAUCCAAUUCCAGGCGCAGGCAGUUGUUCUCAAAGUAGUUUGUUUCUGCUGCAUUUGUCUUUUACUUUUUAUUUGGAAUGCUUUGUGUAAUUUACUUUCGAUCUCUUUCUUUUUCUAAUGAUUUUUAUCAUGGUGUAUGACCAUUGCUAAAUUUGCAGUUAGAAGGAUUUUGAUGGGAUAAGCUUUCCAUAUAAGUGUGUACUAACAUUAUACUGAUAGCGAAGGCAAUCUGUUCAAAACCACGUUUAUCUACUCCCCAGUCCCCACUCCCCACCACAGUUUCUAGAUUAUACGGAGUAUUAGAGUAACACUGGCAGUCUGGCAAUGUUUUUAACGAAACUAAAGUUAUCCAGGCCUAUCAAAUGUACAGUACUGUGAACGAUUAAACACUGUUUCUAUUUGCCUUGGGCGGUUUACUUUUUCUAUUAAGUUUUGUUUGGAUUAAGA